AUGGUUCUUGCUGCUCGUUGUGGGCAGGCGGCGUCUCUGCUGCGCCAGCGAUGCCUCGCUGAGGCUCGCCCGGCCCUCUCUCUCCGCGCUUUCUCCAACACGGUCCGCACUCCGGCCUCCACUCUGCGCCUGCAGAAGUUCCCUUCUCCGGCUCGCUCCCAGCAGCUGCGCGCUUUCUCCAGUGCUCUGAGCCGUCUCGCUGAGCAGAAGCCCGAUGCCGAGUCCUAUCUUGCGAGCGGUGUUCUCAAGCCCAGCAGCAACCUUGUCGAUGUGAAGAAGGUUCUGGUCAUUGGUAGUGGUGGUCUGAGUAUUGGUCAGGCCGGUGAAUUCGAUUACUCCGGCUCCCAGGCUCUGAAGGCCCUCAAGGAGGCCAACAUCCAUUCGGUUCUGAUCAACCCCAAUAUUGCCACUAUCCAGACCGACCACAAGCUGGCCGAUGAGGUCUAUUACCUUCCCGUCACCCCCGAAUAUGUCACCCACGUCAUCGAGCGCGAGCAGCCCGAUGGUAUCAUGCUAGCCUUCGGUGGUCAGACUGCCCUGAACUUGGGUGUGCAGAUGAACCGCAUGGGUAUCUUCGAGCGCUACGGUGUCCGUGUCCUCGGUACUAGCAUUAAGACCCUGGAGACUAGUGAGGAUCGUGAGCUCUUCUCCCAGGCCCUGAACGAGAUCAACAUCCCCAUCGCCGAGUCCAUCGCCGUUGGCACCGUUGAUGACGCCCUUAAGGCCGCUGAGGAGGUUGGCUACCCCAUUAUCGUCCGUUCCGCCUACGCUCUUGGUGGUCUGGGUUCCGGUUUCGCUGCCAACCCCGAGGAGCUGCGCAACUUGUCUUCCCGCUCUCUGUCUCUCGCUCCCCAGAUUCUGGUUGAGAAGUCCCUCAAGGGCUGGAAGGAGGUUGAGUACGAGGUCGUUCGCGAUGCCUCCAACAACUGUAUCACCGUCUGCAACAUGGAGAACUUCGACCCUCUCGGUAUCCACACCGGUGACAGUAUCGUUGUUGCUCCCAGUCAGACUUUGUCUGACGAGGAGUACCACAUGCUCCGUACUGCUGCCAUUAAGAUCGUCCGUCACCUGGGCGUUGUCGGCGAGUGUAAUGUCCAGUACGCUCUGCAGCCCGAUGGUCUCGACUACCGUGUCAUUGAGGUGAACGCUCGUCUCUCUCGUUCGUCUGCCCUGGCCUCUAAGGCUACCGGUUACCCUCUGGCCUACACUGCUGCCAAGAUCGGUCUCGGCCACACCCUGCCCGAGCUUCCCAACGCUGUCACCAAGACCACCACCGCCAACUUCGAGCCUUCCCUUGACUACAUUGUCACUAAGAUUCCCCGCUGGGAUUUGAGCAAGUUCCAGCACGUCAACCGCGACAUCGGCAGUGCCAUGAAGUCUGUUGGUGAGGUUAUGGCUAUUGGUCGUACCUUCGAGGAGUCCCUUCAGAAGGCUAUCCGCCAGGUUGACCCCAAGUACCUUGGUCUCCAGGGUGAUCACUUCGAGGACCUCGACGAUGUCCUGAAGAACCCCACUGACCGCCGCUGGUUGGCUGUUGGCCAAGCUAUGCUCCACGAGGGUUACACUGUUGACAGGGUUCACGAGCUGAGCAAGAUCGACAAGUGGUUCUUGUACAAGAUCCAGAACAUCGUUGACUGCAACAACGAGCUCAAGGAGAUCGGCAGCCUCUUUGGCAUUAAGCAGGAGACCAUGCUGAAGGCCAAGAAGCUCGGAUUCUCUGACAAGCAGAUCUCUCUUCUCGUCGGUUGCUCCGAGGACGAGGUCCGCGCUCGCCGUAAGUCCUUCGGCAUCACCCCCUGGGUCAAGAAGAUUGAUACCCUGGCUGCUGAGUUCCCUGCGGACACAAACUACUUGUACACUACCUACAACGCCUCCUCGCACGAUGUUACUUUCGAUGACCACGGAACCCUCAUUCUGGGUAGCGGUGUUUACCGUAUUGGUAGCUCUGUGGAGUUCGAUUGGUGUGCUGUGAACGCUACCUUGUCCCUGCGCAACAUGGGCAAGAAGACUGUCAUGAUCAACUACAACCCCGAGACCUACUCCACGGACUUCGAUACCGCUGAUAAGCUGUACUUCGAGGAGUUGAGCUACGAGCGUGUUAUGGAUAUCUACGAGCUUGAGAGCGCCACCGGUGUUGUUGUUUCUGUCGGCGGUCAGCUGCCCCAGAACAUUGCCCUCCGUCUGCAGGAGACUGGCGGUGCCAAGGUCCUUGGUACUGAUCCCCAGGAUAUUGACAAGGCUGAGGACCGUCACAAGUUCUCUCAGAUCCUUGACAGCAUUGGCGUUGACCAGCCUGCCUGGAAGGAGCUGACUUCCGUCUCCGAGGCUGAGCAGUUCGCUGAGACCGUUGGAUAUCCUGUCUUGGUCCGCCCCAGUUACGUCCUGUCUGGCGCUGCCAUGAACGUCAUCUAUGGUGUCGAUGAGCUCAAGGAGAAGCUCCUUAACGCAAGCGCCGUCUCCCCUGACCACCCCGUUGUCAUCACCAAGUUCAUUGAGGGUGCCGAGGAGAUCGAUGUUGACGCUGUCGCCUCCAACGGCGAGCUGCUCCUCCACGCCGUCUCCGAGCACAUUGAGCCCGCUGGUGUCCACUCUGGUGACGCCACUCUUGUCCUGCCUCCUGUUAACCUGCCCGAGUCCAUCAUGGACCGUGUCAAGGAGAUCGCCGAGAAGGUCGCCAAGGCCUGGAACAUCACGGGUCCCUUCAACAUGCAGAUCAUCAAGGCCGACCAGGAGGGUGCCGAGCCCCAGCUCAAGGUCAUCGAGUGCAAUCUGCGUGCCUCGCGUUCCUUCCCCUUCGUCAGCAAGGUCUUGGGUACCAACUUCAUCGACGUUGCCACCAAGGCUCUUGUCGGCCGUGAUGUCCCUAAGCCCGUUGAUCUCAUGAGUGAGAAGCGUGACUACCUCGCUACCAAGGUUCCCCAGUUCUCCUGGACCCGUCUGGCUGGUGCCGACCCCUUCCUCGGUGUUGAGAUGUCCUCCACCGGUGAGAUUGCCUGCUUCGGUAAGGAUCUGGUCGAGGCCUAUUGGGCCUCCCUCCAGUCCACCAUGAACUUCCGCAUGCCUGAGCCUGGUGAGGGUAUCCUUCUCGGCGGCGACAUCAACCAGCCUGCUCUGGCUGCCGUUGUCGACUACUUGAACCCCCUGGGCUACAAGUUCUUCGCUGCCAACCCCGAGAUCAAGAACCACAUCGAGAAGACCUGCAAGGACAAUGUCUCCGUCCAGGUCAUCGAGUUCCCCAAGAAGGAUAAGCGUGCUCUCCGGGAGGUCUUCCAGAAGUACGACAUCCGUGGUGUCUUCAACUUGGCCAAGACCCGUGGCAAGACCCAGCUUGAUGAGGACUAUGUUAUGCGCCGUAAUGCCGUCGACUUCGGCGUUCCCCUCUUCAUGGAGCCCAAGGUAUGUUAUACACUCUCAUGCCAUAUCCACCAAUAUAUGAAGUUCUAA
Molecule: messenger RNA, 3444 nt
Organism: Penicillium maclennaniae
Lineage: Eukaryota; Fungi; Ascomycota; Eurotiomycetes; Eurotiales; Aspergillaceae
Product: carbamoyl-phosphate synthase (glutamine-hydrolyzing) CPA2
Exons: 2
Coding region: 1-3444 (1147 amino acids)
Biological process (GO): L-citrulline biosynthetic process; UTP biosynthetic process; 'de novo' pyrimidine nucleobase biosynthetic process
Cellular component (GO): cytosol; cytoplasm
Molecular function (GO): metal ion binding; aspartate carbamoyltransferase activity; dihydroorotase activity
Source: RefSeq, a predicted model, not a curated record